AUGGCUUCAUCCUCCUCCCGCGCUCCAACGCCAGAACACAAAACGCUGCUCUCCCUUCCCCCCGAAAUCCUCAUAUCAUGCCUUCUUCUUCCGUCUCGACAGUACGGGUACGACCUUAAGCCCCCCCUCCCUCCCAAGAGUGUCCUUCUCGUCUCCCGCUAUAUGUACAGGAUCGCCGCACCGUACCUUUACGCGCACCUCUGGGUCGAGCCCUAUGAAACCGCUCUCGGACAGUCGCCACUUUUACCCUUUCUCACAGCGAGGCAGCGCUCAGCCCUCGCCCUUCCUUCAUGGCCGCGCAUGGCCGAUCCUGCAUGGGUGCACGAGCUCACGAUCCUGCCGGGCGGGCCGCCUGAGCAUGGGGGGCAUGAUUCAGAGCUGUGUCGGGUGCUUAGUCUGGUUCUACCCACGAUGAAGCUGCGCUCAAUUCACUGGGAGGGGAGGCAGAACGAUGAGAGUGUGGCGCGUGUAGUGGCACAGCAGAAGGAGCUUGAAAAGAUUUGCUGCAGGGUGGGGGGUCCUUUAUGGCACAGCGGGCUGAAGGGUCUGAAGGAAAUUGUGUCUUGGCAUGAUGAAAUGUUCCCCUACGAUCAGGAAGACACCAACACCAGGACUGGACUGCUACAGGAGUCUGCAGAUACCGUGCAGACAUUACAUCUGGCUGUUGGAUAUGUAUUCGAUGGCAUCGCCGAUAUGGCUCGUCGGAUUCUCAAAGGGGUGGAGACGAUGCCAAAAGUGAGGGUCCUACGCCUGACAGGGUUCAAUAAGGAAGCAGUGGCGGCCAUUGAGAGGGUUAUAGCUUUUGAGUCAGUUGAAGAGUUCCAGAUUAUGCGCGGGGUAGGGCUGGAUGUCCUGAGGGGCAAAGAUCUAUCCAGUGCGCAUAGUCUUUCCGGUAAUGCGACAACACGAGGAUUGUUUGAGAUUUUGAAUGGGUGCGAGACGCUCCGCCUUCGAGACCUGCGGGUGAAGUUUGUUGACUACCACUGGCCAUGGGAGGGCCCCUCCGCUGACCAUCAGCCACCGCCGCCGUCGAACAUUGCCAUAAUAGAGGCGCUUGGUCGGCAUGGGGCUGCGCUGAAUACGCUUAUCCUCGGACAUAAUAUUUGGGAUACGCAACCGACGAAAGUUGUCGCGCUGCGGGAAAAAGAGGUGAAGCGGUUGGUUGAAUCUUGCCCAUGCCUCGAGGAGCUGUCUAUUACGGUGGAACUUGGAGAAUUUAUCAUAAUCUCGCCAUUCUUGGCUAAACUUCCCCGCCUAUCCCACCUGGCCCUGAACAUUGUUCAUGAUAGCCCCGCCGCCGAUCACCACUCCAGUAGCCCCCCAUAUCAUCUCCCACCAAGCACUAUGCCGCCGUGGCCCGUUGAUAAGCACUGGCUUUACCCAGGGAACAGUGGCUGGGACCCUGUCCGGCCUACCGCUGUUACGCCGCUCGAAGUGGUUAUCUCACACCUCCUUGCUGCAGGACCCCCUAGGAUACAAUCCGUUUAUCUUGACAUCACCAACACCAAUCCAGAAUCUCCGCUCCACCAUAACCUUCGGAACCGAUAUGAGAUGCGUCCUGGUACCCCCGAGGACAGGAGACCUCGGGGCCCCGGGGACUUCUUACACGCGCCUCCAGGGCAGAGAUAUGCGUGGAGCGGCGGAGAGUUUGUGGUGGUAUCCUGGGAUCGAUUCAGGGUUAGGGAAAGUCAGAAGUCUUUCGUAUCCGCUUCGUGGUGGACCUCAUCUUUUGAGGGGCAGCAGAUGACGGUUUAG
Molecule: messenger RNA, 1755 nt
Organism: Morchella importuna
Lineage: Eukaryota; Fungi; Ascomycota; Pezizomycetes; Pezizales; Morchellaceae
Exons: 2
Coding region: 1-1755 (584 amino acids)
Source: RefSeq, a predicted model, not a curated record